GUAUUAUUUUGCGGGUUGCCGCCGACGGUCAUACUGACACAGAAAAUGCAAAAAAAGUAAAAGCAAAAAAGUUAAGCGUAGGCGUGACAAACGGGUGAAAAAGCGUUGUAAGAAGAACUGUUGUUGACACAAAAAAGCAUAAGAGUAAACCCAAGUGCGGCACGCAAAUCAAAAGCAAAAGAAAGACAAAAUCAGUUAGGCAAAGCCAGAAAAUAGUGCAGCCCUUGGCGGCCAUUCAAAUGAAUAGUCCUCGCUCAAACGCGCUCAAUGGCGGCGGCAGCGUCGGCAGCGGCGGGGCCAUCUCUGCCCUGCCCAGCACCCUGGCACAAUUGGCGCUGCGCGAUAAGCAGGCGGCCUCUGUUACCAGCAAUGGCAGCAGCGAAUCCUCGGUCGGUCGACCGGCAGUGCAGCCCCCGAGUGUGCCAUCGAUAGUCGCCAGCAAGCUGGGCGAGUCCACACCCACAUCUGCUGGAGCGCCCUCCAAUGGUGAUUCGAACAAACUGACCCACGAUCUGCAGGAGAAGGAGGUCCAGAAGCCAGCCAAGCCGCCGCUGCCAGUGCGCCAGAAGCCCAUGGAGAUCGCCGGCUACGUGGGCUUCGCCAAUCUGCCCAAUCAGGUGUACCGCAAGGCGGUGAAGCGCGGCUUUGAGUUCACCCUGAUGGUGGUGGGCGCCAGUGGGCUGGGCAAGUCCACGCUCAUCAACUCCAUGUUUCUGUCCGACAUCUACAAUGCGGAGCAGUAUCCGGGGCCCUCGCUACGCAAGAAGAAGACGGUCGCCGUGGAGGCCACCAAGGUGAUGCUCAAGGAGAACGGCGUCAACCUGACGCUGACCGUGGUGGACACACCCGGGUUCGGCGAUGCCGUAGACAACAGCAACUGCUGGGUGCCCAUUCUCGAGUACGUGGACAGCAAGUACGAGGAGUACCUGACGGCCGAGUCGAGGGUGUACCGCAAGACCAUUUCGGACAACCGGGUGCACUGCUGCUUGUACUUCAUAGCGCCAUCGGGGCACGGCCUCCUGCCACUGGACAUUGCCUGCAUGCAGAGCCUGUCGGACAAGGUUAACCUGGUGCCGGUGAUUGCCAAGGCCGACACCAUGACGCCGGACGAGGUGCAUCUGUUCAAGAAGCAGAUACUCAAUGAGAUUGCUCAGCAUAAGAUUAAGAUCUACGACUUCCCCGCCACGAUCGAGGAUGCGGCAGAGGAGUCGAAGACCACGCAGAAUCUGCGUAGCCGUGUGCCAUUUGCCGUUGUCGGAGCCAACACGAUUAUCGAGCAGGACGGGAAGAAGGUGCGCGGUCGGCGGUACCCGUGGGGCCUGGUCGAGGUGGAGAAUCUGACACACUGCGACUUCAUUGCCCUGAGGAACAUGGUGAUCCGGACGCAUCUGCAGGACCUCAAGGACGUCACGAAUAAUGUGCACUACGAGAACUAUCGCUGCCGCAAGCUGUCCGAGCUGGGCCUGGUCGAUGGCAAGGCGCGGCUCUCGAACAAGAACCCCCUGACCCAGAUGGAGGAGGAGAAGCGCGAGCACGAGCAGAAGAUGAAGAAGAUGGAGGCCGAAAUGGAGCAGGUGUUCGACAUGAAGGUCAAGGAGAAGAUGCAGAAGCUCAAGGACUCCGAGCUAGAGCUGGCCCGCCGUCACGAGGAGCGCAAGAAGGCCCUCGAGCUGCAGAUCAGGGAGCUGGACGAGAAGCGGCGGGAGUUUGAGCGCGAGAAGAAGGAGUGGGAGGACAUCAACCAUGUGACGCUCGAGGAGAUGAAGCGGCGGAGCCUGGGCGCCAACAGCAGCACCGACAACGUAGACGGUAAGAAGGAGAAGAAAAAGAAGGGUCUGUUCUAAGUCAACCCAGAGGAAUGAAUUUCUCCUUCUAUUUAUCCCUCUCAAUCCUCCAUCCUCCCAUCCGCCAUCCGCCACCCGAUAUACUUAAGCGCUAAUCUCGAGAACAAACAAAAAACUUAACUGAUCGCGAAUGAUAAACAUAGCGUAACCAUAAAUAUACAUACCUUUAAAUAUACAUAUACUACUAAUAGAAGUGCUACCGAAAUACAUACAAACUUAUAUCUAUUGUUGGGCCCCUCAGCCGCCCCACAAGGCUUUUCCGCACAGCAGUCGCACUCCGAACGCGUUGCAUUUGUUUUCUACUUACUAUACAAGUACAUAUAGCAGUUAUUAUCGCAGUAUUCUACCGAUAUACAAUAUACACUUAUUCAGAUCGAAACUACUUGACGAUGACGAAGAGAUUUUUGCUAGCCUAAAUGAAUUGAAAGCC
This is a messenger RNA of Drosophila subobscura, 2274 nucleotides long. It is a transcript of the gene pnut, whose product is annotated as protein peanut. Gene Ontology annotation, cellular component: septin ring; microtubule cytoskeleton; cell division site. Gene Ontology annotation, molecular function: GTPase activity; GTP binding; molecular adaptor activity. The coding region runs from base 240 to 1844 and encodes 534 amino acids. Lineage: Eukaryota; Metazoa; Arthropoda; Insecta; Diptera; Drosophilidae. Gene Ontology annotation, biological process: cytoskeleton-dependent cytokinesis; cilium assembly. The record is from RefSeq and is a predicted model, not a curated record. The transcript has a single exon.